AUGGCUUUCAUGAAGACUUUGUUUUUUGUAGUUUAUCUCCUCUCAAGUUUGUUGCUACUACAUUCCAUUGCUACUCAUGAAGGUCUCGAAUCCAUCACUCUAAGCCUCAUUCACCCAUUCUCUGUCCACUCACCAUUCUAUCCAGGGAAGAAUGUAACAGAUGUGGAAAAGACUAAUCUACUUAUUCAAGCCACAGUAGACCGUAUGCGUCAUCUAUUCCCAAUGACAACAAGAAGUCAAGGAAAGUAUUGGAAUGGUAGCAGCGAGGUUGACGACAUAGCGGCAACAGUACUGGAAUAUUCCGGUGCCUACUAUGUAGCCAAGGUGGGUAUCGGUUCAUUUCCACCUGUUCCUGGACCAAAGUGGCUUACUUAUUACUUGAUCAUGGACACUGGAAGUCACAUUACUUGGGUCCAAUGUGAAGGUUGCAAUCCUUGCUUUCCCCUUAUACAAAUACCCAAUUUCCCAUUCUCAAGAUCUCAAAGUUACAGGUCUAUUCCUUGUGGUCACCGAGACUGUCCAACUCCAAGAGAGGAUUGCUAUGGAGGUUCAUGUGGAUUCAUAGCACGCUACAGUGGUAACGAUGGUCCCUUAACAAGGGGAACCAUUGCAAGAGAGACCUUAACCUUCUCUUCUGAUAUAUCUGGAUCUAUGGCUUAUAACAAUUUAUUCUUGGCUUGUGGCUUACAGAAUAACAACUAUCGCUUUCGACAACCGAAUAAAAUUGCUGGUCUUUUGGAUUUAGGGCCUGGAGGCCGUGGAACUCCUCCCAUAUGGAGGCAAGUAGACCAAAAAAGGUUCUCUUAUUGCCUAUUUACCUCUGAACAAACCAGUUCAAAGUUACAUAUUGGAGAAGGUGCAAGGUUGGCACAACCACAAGUCAUGUCUACACCAUUGCUUAGAGGAUCAGAUAUCAGCAUUGCAGGUAUUCGUCUUAAACUAUGGGGAUUUUUCCGCUUUGGCGGUUGCGUUAUAGAUACAGGAGUUCCGUUUACUUCAAUAGUUGCUAAAGCUUAUUCCAUUGUGAGAAUUGUUUUUAUUCGGUACUUUGCACAGUUUGGUUUGCAACUAUAUGGUAGUGGAAGUAGACCAAGUGGUCUGCCCAUGUUUGAUCUCUGUUUCCCAAGGCCGCCGCAAGGUUUUAGGUUUCCAACUAUGACAUUCCAUUUCAAAAGAGCUGAUCUAGUUGUGCAGCCCACUGGUGUAUUUUCAGUAGGGUCAAAUUAUAUUUGUGUUACACUUAGAUCAGGAGAUGUUACACUGAUUGGAGCUUAUCAGCAAACGCAACACAAGUUCUCCUUUGAUUUGGAGUUGGGAAAUACAGGAACUCUCUUCUUUGCUCCGGAGAAUUGUGGAGCCCCUGUUUAA
Molecule: messenger RNA, 1368 nt
Organism: Macadamia integrifolia
Lineage: Eukaryota; Viridiplantae; Streptophyta; Magnoliopsida; Proteales; Proteaceae
Product: aspartic proteinase nepenthesin-1-like
Exons: 1
Coding region: 1-1368 (455 amino acids)
Cellular component (GO): extracellular region
Source: RefSeq, a predicted model, not a curated record